AUGCCACCCAUGGAUCCUAUUUCUCGGCCAUCUUCGACCUCAACUGUGAACUCUUUACACCAUAGUGCAUCUCUGCCGCAGCUUCCUGGUCUAUCAGCACUUGCUUCAAUAGCUUCCGGUACAAGUUCACCACAAUUGAGGGCAUUCAACGUCGGACAAAGUGUGAAUAUGGGGUAUGCAACAUCAUCACCAUCUGCUACCUCUGGAGGAGGUCAAAACAAUACACCGCCUACCUGUCAGAAUUGUCAGACUUCAACGACUCCAUUAUGGCGCAGAGAUGAAAUAGGAUCCGUAUUAUGCAAUGCUUGUGGUCUCUUUUUGAAGCUGCACGGAAGACCUCGGCCGAUAAGCCUCAAGACAGAUGUUAUCAAGAGUCGAAAUCGCGUCAAGAGUUCUGGGACUGCCCAGAGUGCGAAGAAAAAGACUCUUUAUGAAGCUAAUGGUCUUGACCAAGCGCGAUCGCAAGCUGGGACACCACCACCGGGUUCUCUAGGACAUAGAAGAACAUCAGGAAAGUCUGCCAAUGGCCACUCAGAUGGAUCGAAUUCUCCUAUUUCCAGGACUGCGACUCCUUCGAUGUAUGGUAACCAUUUACCCCCGUUCAACGGAAAUGGCUUGGAAGAACAUCAAUACAAUCAUUCCCCGUCUCUCCCACCCAUGCACAUUAGACAACCUUCCCCUGGGGAUAUAAGAUCUGCGUCACCAUCUAUGAAUGGACCGCAUGGUCUUGAAGUACCCCAGACAUACGAACAACUUAUCGCCCAGAAUUCAUCUUUGAAAACCCGUGUCAAUGAGCUCGAAGUCAUAAAUGAACUCUUUCGAGGCCGAGUCACCCAACUUGAACAAGAUGAAGCCAAUGCGAAUCAAGGAGUUGCGAUGCUCCGAGAAUCAGAACACAACCUUAUGAAUCGACUCGAGGAGUCGCAACGCCGAGAAAACCAAUUAAAACGUCGCUUGGAUGAUGUUGAACGUGAACUCAACGAAUUGCGUGACGGGGCACCCCGCGCUAAGAAAAUGCGUGUCGCAGAUAUGGUUGGGGACAGUGAAUCAUCAACUCCACAAUCAGUCACUUCAUAG
Molecule: messenger RNA, 1077 nt
Organism: Sclerotinia sclerotiorum 1980 UF-70
Lineage: Eukaryota; Fungi; Ascomycota; Leotiomycetes; Helotiales; Sclerotiniaceae
Exons: 4
Coding region: 1-1077 (358 amino acids)
Biological process (GO): positive regulation of transcription by RNA polymerase II; negative regulation of transcription by RNA polymerase II
Molecular function (GO): zinc ion binding; DNA-binding transcription factor activity, RNA polymerase II-specific; RNA polymerase II cis-regulatory region sequence-specific DNA binding
Source: RefSeq, a predicted model, not a curated record